AUGGGUAAUGGUGUGAGAGAAGGUCCAGUGGAUUUCAAACAGCAGGAUGUGGAGCCAGUUCCAUCAGCCCAUCUUCCCCCAGAGGAUAACCAGGAGAAUAAGAAGGUACUCAACUCCCUGAUGUCUGGGGCAUUGGCUGGUGCUGUUGCUAAAACUGCAGUAGCUCCACUGGAUAGGACAAAAAUCAUGUUUCAAGUGUCUUCAAAAAGAUUUUCUGCCAAGGAAGCCUACAGGCUGAUCUAUCGCACCUACCUCAACGAGGGCUUCUGGAGCCUGUGGAGAGGGAACUCAGCCACCAUGGUCCGGGUCAUCCCCUAUGCUGCCAUCCAGUUCUGUGCCCACGAGGAGUACAAGCAGCUCCUGGGGAGUUACUACGGCUUCCAGGGAAAAGCACUGACACCCUUUCCCCGGUUCAUUGCUGGCUCUCUGGCAGGCACCACAGCUGCCAUCCUCACCUACCCCCUGGACAUGGUCCGUGCUCGAAUGGCUGUCACACCCAAGGAGAUGUACAGCAGUAUUGUUCAUGUCUUCAUCCGGAUAUCCCGAGAGGAAGGAUUGAAGACAUUGUAUAGAGGGUUUACACCAACCAUCCUUGGAGUGAUUCCAUACGCUGGGCUCAGCUUCUUCACCUACGAGACACUGAAGAAAAUACAUGCAGAUCACAGUGGGAAAUUGCAGCCAUCCCCUCCGGAGAGGCUUUUGUUUGGUGCCUGUGCAGGCUUGAUUGGCCAGUCAGCUUCUUACCCCCUGGACGUGGUUCGCCGACGGAUGCAGACGGCGGGGGUCAUGGGACACACAUACAGUUCCAUCCUUCUCACCAUGCAGGAGAUUAUCAGAGAAGAGGGACUAAUCCGAGGCUUGUACAAAGGACUCAGCAUGAACUGGGUCAAAGGUCCAAUUGCAGUGGGAAUAAGCUUCACAACCUUUGACCUGACGCAGAUCCUUCUCCGUAAAUUACAGCACAGCACUAAUGUUGAAAGGUAGUAGCUUAAUCCCCACAGCCCUUGCUGGGGAAAAGUGCAACACGUGUAGAAACAGCAAUGCUAGUGUCCCCUCACUUUGUACCUGCUCUCC
Molecule: messenger RNA, 1074 nt
Organism: Chaetura pelagica (chimney swift)
Lineage: Eukaryota; Metazoa; Chordata; Aves; Apodiformes; Apodidae
Gene: SLC25A42
Product: solute carrier family 25, member 42
Exons: 7
Coding region: 1-984 (327 amino acids)
Biological process (GO): transmembrane transport
Cellular component (GO): mitochondrial inner membrane
Source: RefSeq, a predicted model, not a curated record